AGCGUGUGGGAGUUCUAUGUGAAGCUUUUCGAUGAAGCGUCGAUGCUCAAAGUUAACAGAAGAUGUCGCUGUUUUCCCAACAAUCUUGAUGAGCUCGACAGCACACAACACAGCAGCCACAGUGAUGAAGAAAAGCCCCAGAGGUUGCCAUGGUGCCCAGCAGCAAUCCAUCUCCGUUUUCUGCGCUCGCGUGGACCGAGCGGGAAUGGAAAAACAAGCAAACCUCUGAGGAGGAUGCGGCGGCGGCGGCACUACUUUUAGUGGGAACAGCGGAACCUUUGGUCCGAAGCUUGAAGAAACUCCACGAAGAUAUUGACUGGUCGUACACGGGUGCCCUGAACCAGCGUAACUGGGGUAGGAAGUACCCGUCGUGUAACAGCGCCAGGCAGUCCCCCGUGGACAUCGACGAGACCUUCACGCAGGUUCGACUUCAGUACCAGAAUCUGCAGCUGGAGGGCUGGGACAGGCCCAUGGCAGAGGCCACGACCAUCCACAACAAUGGGAAAACGGUGGCGAUCAAUGUGGACGGCGACUUCUGCAUCAGCGGAGGUGGACUGAGCUCCAGGUUCCGCGUCGACAGCGUGGCCUUCCAUUGGGGGCGCUGCAACGCGACUUCAGACGGCUCUGAGCACAGCCUCAACGGGAUGAAAUACCCUCUCGAGAUGCAAAUCUACUCGUAUGACCCAGAUGCCUUCCGAAGUCUGGAGGAGGCCGUCAGGGAGGGAGGCAGGAUUGCGGCAUUAGCUGUGCUCUUUGAGAUCAGCUCGGACGACAACGAGAAUCUCAAUCCUCUCAUCGACGCCGUCGACACUGUUAGUCGGUUUGGUAAGAGUGGAUCAAUGGAAGCCUUGGCCUUGCAGUCCUUGCUGCCAAAUAACACCGCCAAAUACUUCAUCUACAACGGCUCGCUGACAUCUCCUCCCUGCACGGAGACGGUCGAGUGGGUGGUCUUUAAAAACACGGCGGCCAUAUCGGAAACGCAGCUGGAGGUCUUCUGCGAGGUGAUGACCAUGGAGCAGGCGGGCUACGUGAUGCUGACCGAUUACCUGCAGAAUAACUUCAGAGAGCAGCAGCAGUUCAUGGGGCAGGUCUUCGCCUCGUAUACGGGAGUUGAGGACGUGCCCACGCCGACCUGCAGUUCGCCGCCAGAAAACGUCCAAGCCGACCCGCAGAACGAAACGACCAUCGUCGUGACGUGGGAGCGUCCUCGCGUGGUGUAUGACACCACCAUCGACUGGUACACGGUCACCUAUGAGAGGCUGCAAGGCCAAAACCAGAGAAAGCGGGAGUACAGGACUGAUGGGGAUCAGGACGUGGGAGCCAUCAUCUCCGGCCUGCUGGCCAACAGCAGCUACGUGAUUCAGGUGGUGGCUGUUUGCGCCAACAGCCUCAGAGGAAGAUGGAGCGAUCAGAUUAUAGUGGACAUGCCGUUAGAGGAUCCUGAGAGCGAUACCUUUCCCGAUGUCUCCAAAGACUUUAAAAGCAGCAAAGAGCCGUCGCCACACGUCAGAUGGCAGAAGCCGGGGAAUGCCAACCCCGUAGAUUUGAUUCCAGUAGAUCAUAGUCCAGUGGAGGAGAUCCCUGCAGAGCGGACCAGAGUUUACCAGAACCAACCCACACACCGCCCCCGGUUGCAAUCAACCCGGGGCCCCCCAGGCCGGGUCACCGCUCAGUCCACCCCAGAGCCCCCUCCUACCAAGCCGCCCGUCCAGAAAACACAGCUCAAUCCCGAUGAGGAAAAGAAACCCAGCAAGUCUAAAAGUGACGAUGUGAGCAAAAACCAGAUCGACGACGGGAGGAGAACUCGAACGCAGCGGGUAUUUACCCAUGGUGGCUCGGAUGGGAACGGUGCAAUCUGGGUCACUGGGAUAACCGAUCAGCCGGGCUUCCUGUUUCCCGUUUCUGCCCCUAAUACUCUGCCUACCGUCCGCCGCCAAAUCACAGAAGAAGCCUCCCUGCCGCACCAGACAGAAGAUCUCAAUCCAACAGAUGCAAGCGAAAGUGAGCUCCCUUCUCCUGAGUCGGAUCUCUACUCCUUCUCUGCGGAUGAUAUCCAAGUCACAGAUGUCUUCUACGAAGACGCAGUCAACAACUCCUCCACUUCCCCCUCAAUGGGAUCCACCGUCACACUGCCAGGUACUGAGGUGACCCUGCAGCCCACUCAAGACAACGAUUCACCUGUGAACAAACCUCCGGAAACCAGCACCUCGCUCUGGAUCCCCGACGGGACAGCGACCGGCAGGAGCACCCUCGCCGAUAGCGUUUACACGUCUUUCACCUCCUCGUCUCUCCUCAGGGUCCUCAUGCACACCACCCAGCCAAUGUUUAACGAUGGAAGGAACAGCAGUCACGAAUCUCACGUGGGGCUGGUCAGCGUAGCGGAGAGGGAGAAGAGGACUGUCAUUCCUCUGGCUGUCGUCUCCACUCUCACCAUCCUGUGUUUGCUGGUGCUGGUGGGCAUUCUGGUCUACUGGAGAAACUGUUUCCAGACGGCUAACUUCUACCCCGAGGACACCGCGUCGCCUAAAGUCAUCUCGGCUCCGUCCACGCCGCUGCUGCUCGCCACAGAUGGUCACGAGCCACUCACGGUGAAGCAGUUUGUGAAGAACGUCAUGGAGCUCCACAACACCAACACGUUCUCCAAGGAGUUCGAGAUUGUCAAAGAAUCCUACGAGGAGGUGCAAGUGUGCACAGUGGACAUGGGCAUCACCGCAGACAGUUCAAGUCAACCCGAGAACAAAUCAAAAAACAGAUACAUCAACAUCCUGGCCUAUGAUCACAGUCGAGUGAAGCUCACCAACAGUUUGGACAGAGACGGGAAAUGCGAGGACUACAUAAACGCCAACUUUGUGGAUGGUUAUGAGCGCACCCGGGCCUACAUUGCAGCCCAGGGUCCUCUCAGAGCAGGCAGGGAAGACUUCUGGAGAAUGAUCUGGCAGCAGAACAUCGGUGUCAUCGUCAUGAUCACCAACCUGAAGGAGAAAGGACGAACCAAGUGCGAUCAGUACUGGCCUGAGGAUGGGCAGGAGGAAUACGGUUCAUACCAGGUGACCCUAAAGAGCAGCAAGACCCUCGCUUACUACACAAUGCGGACAUUCAUCGUCAGAGAUACUACGAAUAAGGUCUCCCAGAGGAAAGUCGAACACACCGUCCAGCAUUACCACUACACCCAGUGGCCAGACAUGGGAGUCCCAGAGUACACUCUCCCGGUCCUGUCCUUCAUCAGAACUUCCUCUCGGGCCAGAACGCAGGAGAUGGGGCCCGUCUUGGUUCAUUGCAGCGCUGGUGUCGGGAGAACGGGGACCUACAUCGUCAUCGACAGCAUGCUGCACCAGAUCGAGGAUCAAGGGACGGUGAACGUCCUCGGUUUCCUGAAACACGUCCGCACUCAGAGGAACUUCCUAGUUCAGACAGAGGAGCAGUACAUAUUCAUCCACGACGUCUUAGUGGAGGCCAUCUUGAGCCGCCACACCUCCGUCGCCUGCGACCACCUCCACUCGUACGUGUCCGGCUUGUUGACGCCCGGAGCGUCGGGCCGGACGCGCAUGGACAAGCAGUUCAAGUUGAUCAGUCAACGGCAAGCAAAACACGCCGACUACAGCACCGCACUCCGAGAUGGCAACGCGAUGAGGAACAGAGCCAGAGCGCUGAUGCCUGUGGAGAGAUCGAGAGUUUGCCUGACUGCCACCGCAGCAAACUCCUCAGGCUACAUCAACGCCUCCUACGUGCUGGGCCAUCACCACAGUAAGGAGUUCAUCGUGAGUCAGACGCCGCUCAGCAGCACCGUGGAGGAUUUCUGGCGAAUGAUCUGGGAGCACAACACGCACACCGUCGUCCAUCUGCCCGACUCGCAUUGUCAGAGCGACGACUGGGACCUGUGUGUUUAUUGGCCUUCUGAAGAGCAGCUGAUGAACUUUGAGGGAUUCACCGUGUCGCAUUCGGGGGAGAGACACGUGUGCCUGUCCAAUGACGACAAAGUGCUUGUGCAAGACAUCACGUUAGAAUCCACGCAGAACAAUUUUGUGCUCGAGGUGCGUCUAUACAGCGUCCCCUGCUGGCCGAACCCCGACAGCCCCAUCAGGAAUUGUUUUGACCUGAUCAACGUCGUCAGCGAGCACAGCCGACGCACACACGGACCGACAGUGGUACACGACCCGCUGGGAGGGGUCACGUCGGGUCUUUUCUGCGCCCUCACGACUUUGUCCAAUCAGCUGCAAGAUGGGGGGCACGUCGACGUCUACCAGGUGGCACGGAUGACCAAUCUCAUGAGGCCGGGGGUGUUUAAUGACGUAGAGCAGUACCAGUAUCUGUACCGGGCUGUGCUGAGUCUGGUGAGCAGCCAGGAAGACCAGCGAGCACUCCAGAGUCCAGAAACCAAUGGAUCAGUACUGCUGGGCAAGACUAACAUUACUGAAAGCCUUGAAUCGCUCAUGUAAAUGACACGCACACACGCACACGUGCACUCAUGCACAGAUAAUAACAGUCUUGUACUGCCCCCCCCCUGCAAAAAUCCAAGAGCUGUGAGUACUUUUUAUACGCUUCAAAGCAAAAUGUGAUCCAUGAUGAAAUGCCAAAUUCUUUGAUCGCUCAGAAUGCGACAAAAUGUAAAAGAUGCUGUAAGUGUGCUAAGUCGAGCAUCCGUCCAGCAGACUAAAAUGAGGGACACGGCUUAGUUUAAAAUUGUAAUAUAAAACUCAGUCAUUUUAAUCUAUUAUACAUUCAUUACCCUGAUAUUGGUGAUUUCCAACAUCGAACGUUUUCCAAUUUUAGUUGCAUUCAAAUUUGCUUCCUAAAUCGGAAUUUCAAGAUUUUAGGAAGUACAAGUGAGUUUUUCAGAUGCAGUCAUGGGGAAAGUAGUUCCGCGAAGGCUGUCUCUGCCAUUGGGUGUGUAUGGAAGUACAUGAGUGCCAGCAGGAUUUGAAUUUGAAAUGACACAUAAAACAGGAUUUGAAUUUGAAAUGUAAAGUGAUCACAUUUUCAGUAGUUGUGUUUCAGUGUAACUUUUCAAUGUUAACAAUUCAACCGGCUACAAUUCGCUGUCCGAAAUUCACCAUUUGUCCCACCAGGCAGGGUUACUUCAGGUCAGAACCGAGCAGCCGGCCAAUCCAGUUACGCUUUCUUAGUGUGUGACGUCACGUGACUAAGAAAGCGUAACUGCGAUUGGCUGGCUGUUCUGCCUGGUGGCACAGACCCUGAAUUUACACCGCGAAUUGUAGCAACUAUUGAUAAUUUAUAUUUCAAAUUCAAAUCCUGGUGGCACUAAUUUACUUCCAUACUCUGUGGCCUUGUACUCCGAAAUCUUUUUUUGCUCCUGCGACUGUUUGACUAAACCAAAAUAACGAUCUGUCUUUGUCUUCUUCAUUUUUAUCUUAUUUUUUAAUUAAACGUGGCUAUUGUCUUGUUUGCACUUGUUCAGUCAAAUAUGAAACGUUACACAUGCCAUCCAAAUUCUGCUGUGCGUGUUGAAAAUUUUUGUCAGCAUUUUGUCUUGGUCCCCUAUCAGACACAAUCGAUUAAUCAAUCAAUCAAUCAAUCAAUCCAUCAGCUUUCUUCGACAGCAACUGUAUUACGGAACACUUUUUUUGUUGUGUGUAAAUAUCCCUUAAAUACCAAAAGGCCAAAUUGCUGUAUGUUUUUACUCUAUAUUUUCUAUGACAUUUUUCUAGCCAUUUACACAUACUGUACAACUGUGUGAAUUUUAUUUGAUAACUUCGCAUACAGAUCAUAGAUUUAACUCAUUAACUUUUUUUUUUUUUUUUAAAUCAUUCCGGUAAUUGUAGCAAGUUAACA
Messenger RNA from Syngnathoides biaculeatus (alligator pipefish), 5790 nucleotides. RefSeq names its product protein tyrosine phosphatase receptor type Z1b (gene ptprz1b). Gene Ontology annotation, biological process: peptidyl-tyrosine dephosphorylation. Gene Ontology annotation, molecular function: protein binding; protein tyrosine phosphatase activity. The record is from RefSeq and is a predicted model, not a curated record. Bases 150 to 4436 code for a protein of 1428 amino acids. NCBI's taxonomy places the organism in Eukaryota, Metazoa, Chordata, Actinopteri, Syngnathiformes, Syngnathidae. The transcript is spliced from 33 exons.